This is a messenger RNA of Erigeron canadensis, 3532 nucleotides long. RefSeq names its product lysine-specific demethylase JMJ25-like. Gene Ontology annotation, biological process: regulation of transcription by RNA polymerase II. Gene Ontology annotation, cellular component: histone deacetylase complex; chromatin. NCBI's taxonomy places the organism in Eukaryota, Viridiplantae, Streptophyta, Magnoliopsida, Asterales, Asteraceae. The transcript has 13 exons. Bases 79 to 3273 code for a protein of 1064 amino acids. Gene Ontology annotation, molecular function: chromatin DNA binding; transcription coregulator activity; histone H3K9 demethylase activity. The record is from RefSeq and is a predicted model, not a curated record.
AACCCAUCCAUCUCCUAUUUUUACUCCUUUUAUUUUUAUUUUCUUUAUAAAAAAAAAAACCAAAACAAAAACUUGGUUAUGGAUCCUGAUGAAAAAGUUAAUGGCUUUUCUGACCCAAAUGGAAUCUUGGCUGAUUCUAAAGAAAAUCAAGAAACAAAAGAUGGAGAAGAUGUUUUGAAUGGUAAUGGAAAAGAAGCAGAAAAUCAAGAUGGGUUGAAUGGUGAAAAUAAGGUUACUGAUGAAAAGGGUGUUGUUGGUAGGAAGAGAAAGAAGGGUAAAAAAAGGAGAGGUUUUGAAAAAGGUUGGUAUAAAAAAAAGAUGUUAAAACAAGAGGAAGAAAGACAGCAAGAUAAUGAUGAUAUGGAUGUUGAUGCUGUUCAAGAUCAAGUUACGGAGGAUGAUGAGGAGGAGGGUAAAAAGGUAAUUACCGAAAAGGAUGGUGAUGAGGGUGAAAAAGAAGAUGAAGGUGUAAACAAGUCUUUAUUAGGCGCUAAAGUAAAGGAAGUAGAAAAGAAAGAGGAUAAAACAGGAGGGGGUAGGCCUAAAAGAGCUAUUAAGAAGGUGGUCAGCUAUUCUGAUGAGGUAUAUGAAUGUCUGGAUGAGAAACUGAGGCCAAAACCGGCUAAAAAUAAGAAAGAUAAAGAUACUGCUGAAAAGAGACCCAAGGUAGUAACCAAUAACAAGGGUGAUAGGCGGCCUAGGUGUGCUGCCAAACAAAUGGUUCCUGAUGAAAAUGGGGAAAUGAAGUACGUGGUAUCUGUUAUGUGCCAUCAAUGUCAAAGGAACGAUAAAGGCGAUGUUGUUUACUGCGGGAAAUGUGGAACGAAACGUUACUGUUACCCUUGUAUGACAAGAUGGUACCCUAAUAUGACACCAGAGAUGUUUGCUGAGUGUUGCCCAGUUUGCCUUGACAACUGUAACUGUAAAGGUUGCUUGCGAGAUGUGCUCCCUAAAGUCAAAGGGAAGAUUAAAUUUGAACCCAGUGCUGAUCAGAAAGUACAAUAUUCUAUUUACAUCCUACAUGUUAUUCUUCCAUUCUUGAAGCGUCUCAACGAGGAUUACUUGAAGGAGAAAUUGAUAGAGUCUAAAAUACAAGGAUCUACCUUAUCUGAUAUACAUUUUAAGAAGGUGAAGUGUCAGCUAGAUGAGCGCAUGUACUGUGACUGCUGUAAAACGUCUAUUUUUGACUUGCAUAGAAGCUGUCCUUCUUGUCACUAUGACCUUUGCCUCCAGUGUUGCUGGGAACUGCGUGAUGGCAACCCUCAGGGGAACAAGGAUGAAGUUCACUAUGAAUUUAAUGAUCCAGGUCGUGAUUAUUAUCAUGGAGGGAAGGACAAAAUGGGAGGUAUUAUUAAGAAGGAUGCAGUUUCAAAACAAGAGACAAGUCAUGAGUGGAAGUCCCUGGAUGAUGGCAGAAUUCCUUGUCCUCCAGAAACUAUGGGUGGUUGUGGCAGUGGAAUCUUGGAGUUGCUGCACUUAAAUUCACCUGACCACGUAUCUGAAUUGCUGGAAAAGUCACAAGAGCUGUUAAAAAAGCACAAAUUGGAGGAUGAUAUGCGAGAGAUGCCCGAGGAGUGGUGCACUUGUUCAGAAUCUUUGAAUAAUAGUGAUGAUGAUGAUAAUCAGUUACGUAAAGCUGCUUCUCGUGAAAAUUCCAAUGAUAAUUACUUGUAUUGUCCGCGUGCGGUGGACGUUAAAGGAGGUGAUUUAAAGCAUUUCCAGUGGCAUUGGUCGAAUGGUCAGCCUGUCAUAGUCAGUAAUGUAUUAGAAACUACUCUUGGUUUAAGCUGGGAGCCCAUGGUUAUGUGGCGUGCUUUUCGCCAGAUUACAAAUGUCAACCAUGACCAGCUGUUGGAUGUGGGUGCUCUCAACUGUUUAGAUUGGUGUGAGGAUGAUGUGAAUGUUCAUCAGUUUUUCAAGUGGUAUACAGAGGGGAUUAAGGAUGAGCAGGGGUGGCCUAAGAUCCUUAAGCUGAAAGACUGGCCUCCAUCAAGUUUAUUUGAAGAACGUUUGCCGCGUCAUGGUGUUGAGUUUAUCAGCUGUUUACCCUUUAAAGAAUACACACAUCCUCGUGAUGGCUACCUUAAUCUUGCUGUUAAGUUUCCUAAGGAUUCUUUAAAGCCAGAUAUGGGUCCUAAAACAUAUAUUGCGUAUGGUAUUGCUCAAGAAUUGGGUCGUGGAGACUCUGUAACUAAACUUCAUUGUGAUAUGUCUGAUGCGGUGAAUGUAUUGACUCACACUGCAACCGUGACUCCUGACUCCGAGACUAUCAAAAAGAUAAAUAUCUUGAAAAAGAAGCACCAUGCUCAGGAUCAGAAGGAACUUUUUGGAUUUGAUGUCAGCAACUUGGAAGACAAAGUCGUAAUCGAAAGAAACACAUGUAAUAUGGAUGCUGUAGAAACAGACAAUCUUUUAUCUGUUUGUAGUGCUAACGCUGGUGGCAAGUCGAUUGAAACAGACUCAACUACUAGUAGUGAAAAUGAAAUUGCAUUGAAGGAUGAAGGAUGUGAAGGAGCUGAAUGUAAAAUUGACAAUCUUGGGAAGAGAAGGUAUUCAUCAAGAGUAAAGCCAAGGCAAAUUUCAAAUGGAGGAAAGAAAACGAAAGAAGAAAAAUCUUCUGGUAAACCCAAUAAAAAAUCUGAUCGCUCAAAGGGUGAAGUCAACGUUAAUGAGCCGACUGAAGAAGUUGCUGAUCAGGGUGGUAGCUGCGUUGACGGUUUUGAUCUGGGAGAGGGAGGUGCUUUGUGGGACAUCUUUAGGAGGGAAGAUACUCCCAAAUUGGAGGAAUAUCUUAAAAAACACUUCAGAGAGUUCAGACAUACUUACUGUCGUCCGGUGGAGCAGGUUAUCCAUCCAAUUCAUGACCAAACUUUUUACUUAACUGUGGAACAUAAAAGGAGGCUUAGAGAAGAGUUUGGAAUUCAACCAUGGACUUUUGUACAAAAGCUUGGAGAUGCUGUCUUUAUACCUGCUGGUUGUGCCCAUCAAGUUCGAAAUUUGAAGUCAUGUAUAAAAGUUGCAUUGGACUUUGUUUCUCCUGAAAAUGUUGAUGAAUGUAUCCGGUUGUCCGAAGAUUUUCGUGUUCUGCCUCAAAAUCACAGGGCAAAAGAAGAUAAGUUGGAGGUGAAGAAAAUUGCACUUCAUGCAGUGAAUGCAGCUAUAAAGGACUUGAAAAAUGCAACACAAACCAAAAAGGAGACUAAAGAUGCGACUGAAUCUGGGAAAAAAAGGAAGCCUGUAAAGAAAGAGGGGAGGCCCAAGAAGAAUAACUAAAUCUAUUAUGCAAUAGGAGGAUGCAAGUGACAAUGGAGCCAGUAUUUUGUGGUGCAUGAUAUGAUUAUAUUUUGUAUUUUAGAGAAGAGAGCCGUAGUAUUGUGGUCGAUUGGAUUAUAACGUUGUAGUACAACCAAACCUUGAAAUGUUUCAAGUUGACUUGAAACUUUUGGUAGACAUUUGGAUUUGGCUCCUUUUUCUUAACCAAUCAUGUCAUGUUUUGGGCUUGGCUCCUUUUUUAUGGAUGACAUUUGGAAAA